AUGUCGCAUCAACAUCUUCCUCGUCAGUGGGAACAGGAGCCGCGAUUCGUCAUUUGUUUCGACUACGGCACAACAUAUUCUGGCGUUGCUUGGGCUUUGACGACUGGACAGGCUCCAACGCUUGCCGAUGUAAAUGUCGUCAACAAUUGGGGGCGAGUCAUAGAAUCCAAAGUCCCAUCACUGUACACAUAUUCACGGACGGUCGAUGACGGCGAGCUCUGGGGCUACGACAUUGGCGACAACGCCUAUGUGAUCCGAUGGUCGAAGCUGGAGCUUGAAGCCCCCAGCCGACUUCAAGCUCUCAAAACCUUGAAACGCACCAUUGCAGAGGCUCGCCAGCUGGACUUCGGCCAGACGAACGUCCUGCAGGGUCAGAUCCCACGCCAUCUAACGAAAAGUGCUUCCGAUGUUGUCACAGACUAUCUCAUUCAAGUUGCCGGCGCCGUGCGCCAGGACAUUGAGAACAAGAGGGACGCACGAACACUGUUGGAGUUCCCCAUCGAUCUAGUCAUCACGCAUCCCGCGGAAUGGGACCACAGGGCCCGAAACCUCACGUUUAGAGCUGUCAAUGAAGCUUUUCAACGUGAAUUCUCCGACGCUUUGGAGAACGAAGGUGUUACGCGUCUUGCGACGGAGCCCGAAGCAUGUGCUCAAUUUACGAUGAGAUCUGGCCAAGACGAGGGCAUAGCCCGGCUCAGGAGGGGAGAAUGCUUCAUCGUUGUUGACGCUGGCGGCGGCACAGUCGACUUGGUCUCGUAUCUUGUUGAACAAGUAGAACCAACGUUUGAAGUCAGGAAGAUCACAGACGUUUGUGGUCGCAAAUGCGGUGCCUCACGCAUUGACGAUGCCUUUCUGGAAUUUCUCAAAGACAGACUUGGCCAGGACUACCACCUCCUCAGCAGCUCUGGUGGACCCGGACCUGAACGACAUGGCCCAGGAGCCCAUGUUGUUCUCAGCCGACGGCUCCAGACUCUUCUUAACAGAUUCCAGGAGAUCAAGCACGCCUUUCAAGGUCCUCCAGGUCGGGGCCAACAGGAGGUCGGUGACGUGCUAGAUCUGAUCGAGGGCGUUGGCGAAGAAAACAAUCCGUCGCGAGGAAUUCAGGAUGGACAGCUACACAUUUCUAGUGCGGAUCUUAUGACAAUGUUCACAAAGUCGGUCGAUGGAACUAUUGAGCUCAUCACGCAGCAGCUUACCCAAGUCGAUCAACUGAACCUGCGAGUCAAGUCCAUAUUCCUAUCUGGCGGAUUCUCCCGGAGUCCGUAUCUAUACAACCGCCUUCGAGCCCUCGCCCGCGGCCUCUACUCAUUGGAAUACACCUUGACAGGAGAUUGUAGUUGGUCUGCAGUCGCCCAAGGCGGCGUCCUCAUGGGGCUUGGGCUUGGCUGCACGCCGCCGGCUCCAAGCAAAGAGUGCCCAUUUCACAUUGGAGUUGUUCUCGCUGAGCGCUGGACCGAAUACAAUCACCUCGAGGGUCAGAAGUAUGUCGACGCUUUUGAUGGCGUGAAGAGAGCAGAAGACAACAUCAAGUGGCUAGUGGCACAAGGAGACCUCAUCACGCCGGACGAGGGCAUAGAGGUCACGCAGCCCAUCAUCAAGAAGCUCAGUCAAAAUGGCAACAGAACCGGGAGCCUGAAACUGGUCUUCGAUGAGAAUAGAAGUGGUACCGAGCUACGAAGUCAGUUACAAAACACGACUAGCGGUAAGUUGCUUGCGUUACAUCAACCACGGGCAGUCGCUGACACAAUUUGUAGGCCGACGGCGGACCGUAGACCUAGAUUUUGA
Molecule: messenger RNA, 1785 nt
Organism: Ilyonectria robusta
Lineage: Eukaryota; Fungi; Ascomycota; Sordariomycetes; Hypocreales; Nectriaceae
Exons: 9
Coding region: 1-1785 (594 amino acids)
Source: RefSeq, a predicted model, not a curated record